Dermacentor silvarum is the source of this 3298-nucleotide messenger RNA. Its product is annotated as alpha-tocopherol transfer protein-like. The transcript is spliced from 5 exons. Lineage: Eukaryota; Metazoa; Arthropoda; Arachnida; Ixodida; Ixodidae. The coding region runs from base 431 to 1363 and encodes 310 amino acids. Gene Ontology annotation, molecular function: phosphatidylinositol bisphosphate binding. Gene Ontology annotation, cellular component: membrane. The record is from RefSeq and is a predicted model, not a curated record.
CCCAUUCUAGCCACGUUAGUAAAAUCAAGAGCGAGCGGCUGAGAGAACAGCUGGUUGUUUUUACGGCAGCGCGACGUACUACGCCUGUGCGCCACGUGGGGACUGUUUUGCAAUAUUUGCAAGUUGCAGUCUGCAGACGGAAGUCUACGAAGCCGACGCAUAUAUAUAACUCUCGCCAUAACUUGCGCUUCAGUCAAGGACGCCGAGUUCGUUAUUUUGCGCCGAGUGCGCCGUCACAGCUCGUUUGCUGCAGACGUAUCAAUACGAUCGUGUUGAAAACUGCACACGCUGUAACCUGCGGCGGCGACUUGCGUUCACGUGGAAACUCGGCACUUUCGUCUCUGAAAGGAUUCAUCGGUCAAAAAACGCCCAGGAAUCUACUGCAGCGGCUGGCCUAAGUCAUUUUCUUGCGCAUGUUUCACCGCCGGCCAUGUCGGGUUUCUACACCAAGAAGUGCAUCGACGAUGUGAUAGAUAAGUCGGAAGGAGCACUUCCUUACAAGUUGCAGCUGAUUGCGGAAGAGCAACUCGGAGAGACGCCGGCCCGAAGGAAAGAUACAUUGGAAAGACUGGCGCAACUCUUGGAAGAAGAAGAGGAGCUAAACGCCAGGAAAGAUGGCCGGUUCCUAUUGCGCUUCCUGCGAGUCCGGAAGUACGACGUGGAGGCGGCUCUGCGCAGUGUGCGGAACUACUAUCGAAUGCGGGAAGUCAGCGGGCCCAUCUUCCGAAAUUUCCUGCCGUCCAAAAUGUCGCCGGCGACGCGCAAGCUCGUCAUGACUCUUCCCGGAAAAGACGUUCACGGACGCUGCAUCAUUCUUUUCAAGAUUGGAGCGUGGGUUCCAGCUGAAUCUUCAUACAUCGAGGCUCACCGUGCUGUCGUGCUCUCAUUGGAACACUUAGUCAGGGACCCAGCAACGCAAACGCUUGGCGUAGUCAUGAUGUUUGACUAUGCUGGCCUGACGGUAGACAAUGUGCUCGCCUGCAACGUCGGCCUCAUGAGGCAGGGAUUCGAAUACUUGCAAGAGUGUGUACCCAUUCGGUUGAAGGCAAUGUAUGUCGUGAGACACGGCGCAGCCUUCGACAUGUUCUUCGCUAUCAUCAAGCCCUUCAUGAAGGCGAAGAUUAUUCAACGGAUCCGCCUUUACGGAGAAAAGUUCGACGAGCUGCACAGGGAGAUAUCGCCUGAUAACCUACCAGAGGAGUACGGGGGUCGGGCGCCUCCUCUGGACUUUGAGGGCUACUGGAAAGGCCUGGAUAAAUGCGAGGAGGAUUAUCGGCUCGAUAACAGCUACGGCUACAUUAGAACCACCAGAGGAAACUUCGCAACGGAAGCAGAGAUGGAGGAAGCGGUGACGUUUUUGUGAACAAUAAAAAGAAAAUAACUUAGAUAAGCAGUACUAUGCUGACCGCAACCGUUUGACCACUGUAUUCCUAUAGAUAAAUGAGAAAGAUUUUAUGAGCAUCCCCUUUUAAACGGGGUAGUGAUAUGUGCCACAUUGAAAACUUCGUUUGUAUAGUAAUGCCGCGUUCAGAUUUUUGCUUUCAUAUCCAUGCAUCGGUCGUGCUAACAAACCAUUUAAUCGCAAAGGAUUUCUUUUCCUAAAUAGUGUUCUCAAUCAGUGUGUUUCUUAGCUUUACGACACCCGUCCUUUAAGCACAUUUUCUACUCCCUCCAGCAGAUACAAACGCAUUUCACCUACCAGGUUUUAAAGCUUAAGGCCUCGGAUUGGUUUACGACGUUCCGAUUUACGUUUGGGUGGAUACUGCAACAUGACGGCAAAGCUCACUGACGUAUUCUGCUAUCGGGAACCGAGGGGUCGCAGCGGAGCGCCAGAACAAGAGGACCAGCGCAACAGGCUUUCAGAACGGACUAGCGCGUGCCGUGCUUGCACGGCUAGCACGCGCCGCCCAACUUUGUUCUCAUCGUCAUUCGCAGCCGGCCCCAAGGCGCCGGCCGAGCGCACCGACCUUAGCGUCCCCGCUUAGCAGCGUCGGUGGGCGCUACAGUGCUAUUUCCCAAAGCUAUGCAUGGGCAAAUUUUCUCCUGUAGGCGUAUCGCUCACAUCCAACCCGAUAUAUGGCUUCGAUCAGCAGGACACUUCCGUUUGAAUAAAUCAGAAAGCUUUUGUCAUUUGAUUUUAUUCUUUGCUGUUCGAUGUAAUUCCAUAGCUAUAGCUUCCUCUCCAUGACGCCUGUUCAGUAUGCCGCUUAUUUAUGACCCUAUAGUGUGCGACUCGAGGCGCAUUAUAUGACCAAUGAUUCUAGUACCUUCUCUCGGUGAUACCACGUGACGGUGAUUGGUAGAAAGGCAGACGAGAAUAAGAAUUACUCUCCGUGAAACGAAUAAAUAACUUGAGAUCGUGCGCUGUGUAAAACGUCACGCGCCCUUGCAUGGCAGCAACGUGUCUGACGCAUACAUUCUACACUCUACUACAAGUGUGGAUAUAAAGAGCGGAGGCGCCCAUUCGGCCUAGUACAUGUCAGAGCGGUCGACCUUCGCCACAGCGCAGAAUGAUUAUAUGGCAGUGUUUCUCCCUCUCUCCGGCGGCGCUUCAUGGCAACCCCGUAUCGAGGCCAAGGUUGCCACGUGCCGCCCUAAUCACUUUCUUUCGAGAGAUGCGAGCCGCGUUAAAGCAUUCUGUUUUUAUGCACAACAAUAGCUGUAACGUGAAAUGAGGCGUUCCCUCGUGCCGCACGCAGUCUGAUUUGACUGCUGCUAGAAGCGCUUCCGUCAACAAGCAUCGCAGGUCUCUCUAGCUUGAAGGACUGCGGUGCUUGUUUGACCGUGUCCGGCGUGUGGGUGGUUUCAAGGUCAAGUCUCUUCGCAUACGCUACAACGCACUAUAAUAUGCAGGGAAAUAACGUGAUAUCUUCCUUCUUUCUUCUUUAUUUCCUUCAUUCCUACUUUCCUGCCUCCUUGUUUCCUUUCUUUCUUCCUUGCCUCUUUACUUCAUUCUUCUCUUCAUUCCUUCUUUCAUGCCUUGCUUCUUUAUUACAUUCCUUCUUUCCUUCCUCGCUCCUUCCCCCCCCCCCCCUGCUUUCUUCCUUGAUUCUUCACUUCCUUCUUUAUUUCCUUCCUUCAUUCCUUCCUUUUUUCCAUGUUUCCUUCAUGUUGCUCUACAAUUUUCUCUUUGACACUUUUCACCUAAUUGUAAUAUUUGAGAAGUUGAUUAAUUAAUUAAAGGGGUCCUGAACCACCCCUCAGCCUUGGUGAAAAACAGUCCGCGGAUAGCAUAAGCUGCUGGGAACAUCUCAGCCAAGUUUUGCAGUCGUGCGCGGCGCGUGGAACUCAUAAGCGA